AUAUAUGCUUCUCUCACUUCACAAACUUAAUUUGAACCUCUCACCUUGCUCAUCAUCUGGAAUUUAUUUGGCAGUCAUGGAUUAUUCAUCAUGGAUUAACACUUCCUUGGAUCUCAACAUUAAUCUCCAUAGGGUUCACGAAGAACUUCCCAAAAAGCAGGUGGAAAACAAUUUUUUCUCAUUGGAUUUGGAGGUGAAGAAAUCUUCUGUAAAACAAGAGUCAGCAGGUGCCUUGGCGGAGGAACUGAAGCGGGUGAGUGCAGAAAACAAGAAGUUAACCGAAAUGCUCACAGAGAUGUGUGAGAACUACAACACUUUGCGAAGCAAUUUGAUGGAAUACAUGAGGAAGAAUCCUGAUAAGGAGCUCAGCUCAUCAAAGAAAAGGAAGUCUGCAAGCAGCAACAACAAUAGUACUAUUCCAAUGGGAGUCAACGGAACCUCUGAAAGCAGCUCAACCGAUGAGGAAUCCUGCAAGAAUCCAAAGGAAGACAUGAAGACAAAAAUUUCAAGAGUUUAUAUGAGGACAGAAGCAUCUGAUACAAGCCUUAUUGUGAAAGAUGGAUAUCAAUGGAGGAAAUAUGGACAAAAGGUGACCAGAGAUAACCCUUCUCCAAGAGCAUAUUUCAAGUGCUCUUUUGCUCCAAGCUGCCCGGUCAAAAAGAAGGUGCAAAGAAGUGUGGAUGAUCAAUCUGUUCUGGUUGCAACUUAUGAAGGAGAGCACAAUCAUACACACCCUUCUCAAAUGGAGGUAACAACAGGUUCCAACCGUUCAGUAUCAUGUUCAGCGUCUCUUAGCUCUUCCGCACCAACAGUUACCCUUGACUGGACAAAAUCCAAGUCCAGCAGUGAGUCUAAGAAUGUAAAUCCCAAAACUGAAUCACCAGAAGUCCCGCAGGUUUUGGUAGAACAGAUGGCUACUUCCUUGACCAAGGAUCCUAAUUUCAGAGCAGCACUAGUUGCCGCCAUCUCUGGAAAAAUGUUGCACAAUAAUAAUUAAGUAGAAAAUGAGUCAACUGUAUUUAACUCAUCGUUAAGCAGUAUUCUAUAAGUGGAUCUUGUUUAGAGCACAUGAUCUCUUUGUAAAUACAACAUAGGACAUUGCUACGUAUGUAGAGCUCCUCAAUUUAAUCAAUCCUUUUGGUGGAAUAGAGCUCCACUCAGGAUCGAUAGCAUGUCUAGCUGAUUGUGCAUUUGCUAAUCAUGCUCAUCUCAGUCUUCUCUAUUCUUCUGCAUCUGGAUGGUUAAAAUUAGGUUUCCAAUUAAGUUCUGGCGAAGUUUCUAUACUAUAGCAUACAAAAGCAAAGAGAAACUUUGUUUCGAAAAGUGCAACUCUAUUGAGUAUUGAGUAUUGACAAUACAAUAUCUCCUUGUCAUUUUCCAACUGUC
This is a messenger RNA of Glycine soja, 1386 nucleotides long. RefSeq names its product probable WRKY transcription factor 40. Gene Ontology annotation, biological process: regulation of DNA-templated transcription. The transcript is spliced from 5 exons. The record is from RefSeq and is a predicted model, not a curated record. The coding region runs from base 5 to 997 and encodes 330 amino acids. Gene Ontology annotation, molecular function: sequence-specific DNA binding; DNA-binding transcription factor activity. NCBI's taxonomy places the organism in Eukaryota, Viridiplantae, Streptophyta, Magnoliopsida, Fabales, Fabaceae.